Molecule: messenger RNA, 2099 nt
Organism: Papaver somniferum (opium poppy)
Lineage: Eukaryota; Viridiplantae; Streptophyta; Magnoliopsida; Ranunculales; Papaveraceae
Exons: 7
Coding region: 448-1725 (425 amino acids)
Source: RefSeq, a predicted model, not a curated record
UCUUUCUCCAUCUCUCGUGUGAAACAGAGCCUGCCUAAUACUAGUGAGAGAAAUUGAAAGAAAUACUAGUACUACUAGUACUCUACUGUAUACUCUUUCUGGUUCUAUCUAUAGAGGGAGAGAGAGUGAGGAACAUAAAACACUCUCUCAUUACUCGCACAACUCAAAACAAACAUUACCACCGUCGGCGGUUUUCUUUGGAAUUUUGUGACAACCCAAACACUCCUUAUCUAGGAGGAAUAAUCUACAAUCUCUAGAGAGAGAGAAGAGAGUAUAGGGAUAAACAGAGAGAGAGAGCUGAGGGUUGAGGAAGAUUUCAAGAAGAUUUGAAGAGUUGAGUGAGCAUGAAGAGGGAAUUUAGUUUACAUUUUUAGCUAGAUAUAUCCAAAAUCUUGAACUUCUCUUUACUGGGUUUCAGCUGGUUUUGGAAAAAAGUUGUGUGCAAUCAUGGCUACUGUGCAGUUUAUCAGUAGUGAGAGAAGGGUAGUAAAAAUGGUGAUGAUUGUAAUGAUUUUGGGUUUGGGUUUUUUCUUUUCAUCUAGUGUUGAAGCUCGAAUGGGUAUUGAAAGACAGAAGCUUGAAGUUCAGAAGCAUUUGAAGCGUUUAAAUAAACCUCCUGUCAAAACCAUUAAGAGCCCAGAUGGAGAUAUUAUAGACUGUGUGCCUGUUGCUCAUCAAAUGGCCUUUGAUCAUCCAUUUCUCCGGAACCACACUAUUCAGAUGAGACCUACAUAUCAUCCAGAAGGCAUUAAUUUUGAAGAGAACAAAAUUGCUUCAUCAAAAUCGAGUAAAGAAAAACCCAUUACUCAACUCUGGCAUGUUAAUGGUAGAUGUUCAGAGGGUACUAUACCCAUUAGAAGAACAAAGAAAGCUGAUGUCUUCAGAGCAAGUUCUGUUAAGAGAUAUGGAAAGAAGAAACACAAAAGCAUCCCUAAACCUAGGUCUGCUGCACCUGAUCUGAUUAAUGAAAGUGGUCAUCAGCAUGCAAUAGCUUAUGUUGAAGGAGAUAAGUAUUAUGGAGCUAAAGCAACUAUAAAUGUCUGGGAACCAAAAAUCCAACAAUCAAAUGAAUUCAGUUUAUCACAAUUAUGGAUCUUAGGUGGUUCAUUUGGUGAAGAUCUCAACAGCAUUGAAGCUGGUUGGCAGGUCAGCCCAGAUCUAUAUGGAGAUAACAACACAAGGCUCUUUACAUACUGGACUAGUGAUGCAUAUCAAGCAACUGGGUGCUACAAUCUACUGUGCUCAGGCUUCAUUCAAAUCAACAGUGAAAUUGCAAUGGGUGCAAGCAUCUUUCCCACGUCUGGCUACCGUGGCUCUCAGUAUGAUAUCAGUAUACUUGUCUGGAAGGAUCCAAAGGAGGGACACUGGUGGAUGCAGUUUGGGAAUGAUUAUGUUUUAGGGUAUUGGCCUUCAUUCUUGUUCUCAUACUUAGCUGAUAGUGCAUCCAUGAUUGAAUGGGGAGGUGAAGUUGUGAAUUCAAACCCAGAUGGACAGCAUACUUCAACACAGAUGGGCAGUGGGCAUUUCCCUGAAGAAGGGUUUAGUAAAUCAAGUUAUUUCAGAAAUAUUCAAGUAGUUGAUGGUUCCAAUAAUCUUAGGUCUCCUAAAGGCAUUGGGACUUUUACCGAGCAAUCCAACUGUUAUGAUGUUCAGAAUGGCAAUAAUGGUGAUUGGGGCAGCUACUUUUACUAUGGUGGUCCUGGCAAAAACCCUAACUGCCAAUAGAAGAAGACCCUAAUUACUCUACUACCACCCCCUUGUAAUUGUAUCAUUCAAUAUGUCCCUAAUCCCUCCUCCCUCACACUAGUUUUUCUUUUACACCCUCCCUAGGUUUUUAGUCUUCUCUGUAAUGGCAAGUUUUGAUAUUUUUAUUUAUUUAUCUUUUUUUUUUUACUAUAGCUCUCCAUAUAAGUAACUGGAGAGGAAUGCCAAAAGUUUCUUAAUCUCAAAAGAAACAGGCCUUUUCAUUAAUUACCCCUCCUCCUCCUACUGUUACCUUUCUAUGUGUAUUUGUUUGGUUGCUCCUCUCUUUGGAGCUGGUUUGUUCAGUUGUCAAUGGAUGGAUUGAAUGAAUGAAAUGAGAUUCUGAUAUUUGAGCA